This is a messenger RNA of Manduca sexta (tobacco hornworm), 1641 nucleotides long. RefSeq lists its product as uncharacterized. The transcript has a single exon. The record is from RefSeq and is a predicted model, not a curated record. The annotation marks the transcript as partial. Gene Ontology annotation, molecular function: zinc ion binding; nucleic acid binding. Lineage: Eukaryota; Metazoa; Arthropoda; Insecta; Lepidoptera; Sphingidae.
GCGGAAAAGAAAUUGGCAGGAAAGCUCCGUUCCGGCAAAUCACCAGCGUCAUCCAAGGCUGUUGAGGUGAUCGAGAAUUUUAAGGGGACCUCACAGAAAGACCACGUGACCGAGCCCACCUUAAUUGCCCGCCUUGAAGGCGAGGCGAAGAGAUGGCGUGAAAAUAGUGCCCGCUUGGAGGCUGCGAUGAAGCAGCUGCAAGAGGAGAACGCCACCCUCCGUCGUCGCCUCGAGGAGGUAGAGGCGGCUGCGAGUAAGCAUCCAACGGAGGAGAUGUUGGAGCGAAUGGAGGCUAGAAUGCAGGCCAGGCUGGAAUCGGUGCUCGCAGGGCCGGCGCAAAGACCAUCUCUGGCCCAUGAGAGGCGCUCCGCCCCUGUGGACACCUCACUCCCCGUGCAGGAUGGAUAUGUCAACGGAGCACCCGCAUCCACUUCGACCAAAGGAAAAGGUAGGGGAAAAGGAAAGGGAGCUAUGCAGCCGGUUCGCUCAAUCCCUGCAGCCGAGUCUUCAAGUGCGUUAAUGCAGUCAAUUGCGGGCACCUCCAAAUCGCCAAACGUCACGGAGAAAAUUCUGGUUGGGAAAUCGGCCAACAGCCAAAUGUCCCAAAAGGGCAAAAAGAAAGAGGCGGCACCCACUAUGCAACUCGCCACAGAGCCGUGCCCGCUACCUCCAGUCCCUGCGUCGACUGAGACGCCGUGGACUGUGGUGGCCAGCAGAAAGUCGAGGAGAGCCAAACAGAAUGCGGCAUCAGUUGCAAAGUCUUUGCCGCAGCAACUACCGCGCCGAGCUGAACCAAAGCUGCGGUCACCACGUUCCGCGGCAGUGGUGAUUUCCCUUACGACGGCGGCUGUCCAAAAGGGCCUAACAUACGCUGGGGUCUUAACGAAUGCUCAGCGUCAGGUAAGCCUUGACGGGCUAGACAUAGAUCGACUCAGGCCGAAAUAUGCAGCCACAGGUGCCAUGCUGUAUGAGGUGCCCGGGGCUGAUUCUGAGCGGAAGGCUGAUUCCCUCGCUAAGAGGCUAAGGGAAUAUUUUGGGGGGUCAGAGGACGUCAUAGUUUCCCGGCCCACCAAGUGUUCGGAGCUACGUGUUUCAGAGCUUGACCCCGCAGCAACUCCUGAAACAGUAGCAGCGGCUCUCUGCAGUGUCGGCGAGUGUGGCCCAGACUCGAUUAAAGUAGGUCAAAUUCGCCCCGCUAAAUCGGGCAUGGGCUCCGUAUGGGCCAAGGUGCCCACGAAGGCGGCCCUUAGAAUUAAGGCGGGCCGCUUGAAAAUCGGGUGGACGAUAGCCCGUGUGACCGUGCUCGAGACGCGACCGAUGCGCUGUUAUCGCUGCCUUGAGCACGGUCAUGUGCAAAACGUAUGUGACGGACCCGUAGACCGCAGCGAUCUUUGCUACCGCUGCGGUGAAUCGGGACAUAAAGCCCGGCAAUGCGAAGGGGCGAUCAAAUGCGCCCUAUGUGCCGCAGCUGGUAAGCCCGCCGGGCAUCAAAUGGGGGGGAAGGCAUGUCUUGCCUCUUCCCGGAAAACCCGGCGUCGCCCGCGCAGGAGACCGGCUGCCUCUGAGGCUACGGCCCAGUCGCAGUCAGCGAGCUCACCGCAAGAAGUCGAGAUGGAGGUAGCCGAAGUGAUUGCCCCAUAA